Dioscorea cayenensis subsp. rotundata (Guinea yam) is the source of this 1106-nucleotide messenger RNA. RefSeq names its product THO complex subunit 3. The record is from RefSeq and is a predicted model, not a curated record. Gene Ontology annotation, cellular component: THO complex part of transcription export complex. Gene Ontology annotation, molecular function: protein binding. Lineage: Eukaryota; Viridiplantae; Streptophyta; Magnoliopsida; Dioscoreales; Dioscoreaceae. The transcript is spliced from 11 exons. Bases 59 to 1003 code for a protein of 314 amino acids. Gene Ontology annotation, biological process: mRNA export from nucleus.
UGGAGCUUCAGUUCCGGUUUAUAUCAUCUGAAAAUGAGGGCAAUGGUAGAGAAGAAGAAUGGAGGAGAAGCCUAUAAAUUUCAAGAAUCUCGUCUCUAGAGAGUACCAAGGCCACAAGAAGAAGGUACAUUCUGUGGCGUGGAACAUCACUGGCACAAAGCUCGCUUCUGGUUCCAUUGAUCACACUGCUCGCGUUUGGAACAUUGAUCCCCAUGGCCAUGGAAAAGUUAAAGAUAUUGAAUUGAAAGGGCACACAGACAGUGUUGAUCAGCUGUGUUGGGAUCCUAAGCAUGCUGAUUUAGUUGCAACUGCAGCUGGGGACAAGACUGUUCGUCUUUGGGAUGCUCGUACUGGAAGGUGCUCUCAACAAGCUGAGCUUAGUGGAGAAAACAUCAAUAUCACAUACAACCCAGAUGGGACACACUUGGCUGUUGGAAACAAGGAGGAUGAACUAACUAUACUGGAUGUGCGUAAGUUCAAACCAAUACAUAGACGCAAAUUUAAUUAUGAGAUAAAUGAGAUAGCUUGGAACAUUACUGGAGACCUAUUUUUUAUCACCACAGGGAAUGGUACUGUGGAAGUACAGUCUUAUCCAUCACUUAAUGUGCUUCAUACUUUAAUGGCUCAUACAGCGGGUUGCUACUGUAUUGCUAUGGAUCCCACUGGAAGAUUUUUUGCUGUCGGCAGUGCUGAUUCUCUGGUCAGCCUUUGGGAUAUAAAGGAGAUGCUGUGCGUUCGGACAUUCACAAAACUUGAAUGGCCUGUUAGAACAGUGAGCUUCAAUUACACUGGAGAGUAUCUUGCGUCAGCGAGUGAAGACACCUUCGUUGAAAUUACCAACGUGCAGACCGGUCGAACAGCUCAUCAGAUUGCAUGCAAAUCUCCUAUGAAUAGCGUGGAGUGGAAUCCAAAAUAUAACUUGCUCGCUUAUGCUGGUGAUGACAAGAAUAAGUAUCAGAAUGACGAAGGAGUAUUUCGAAUAUUCGGUUUCGAGAGCAGCUAAUAUGAUACCAGACAUCACAUAACGCUGCAGAGUAAGGAAGCUGCUCUCUUUUGUCAAAUGAACAGAUUCGUCAAACUGCUUGAAUAUGAAUGCUCUUUUCUUU